AUGAAUCCUCCUCUAUCACUUUCAAGGCUUUCUCUGAACCACUCUGUCUCGAAAUCUAGCUUCUCACUCCAUACUAAGGCGAGACGAGAGGUUCUCGUUAGAGCAGAAGGUGAAACUGAAGGUGAAGCAGAGGAAGCUGUUGAUGCUAUCGCUGAUACUGAGGGUAAUGUAGAAGAUGUAGUCAAAGAUGAUGAAGCCAAAGCUCCAAGAAAGCCAAGAUUCAAGCUUAGAGACAUACUGAACCAGAGAGCAAUUGAAGUAUCAGAGAAAGUGAGACAUGUUCCUGAAAUCAGGACUGGAGAUAUUGUUGAGAUCAAACUGGAAGUUCCAGAGAACAGACAUAGGUUGUCUAUCUACAAAGGCAUAAUGAUGUAUAGACAGAACGCUGGGAUACACACUACCAUUCGUAUUCGCAGGAUUAUUGCUGGUAUCGGUGUUGAAAUCGUGUUUCCCAUGUAA
Eruca vesicaria subsp. sativa (arugula) is the source of this 459-nucleotide messenger RNA. The record is from the annotation of a GenBank genome assembly. Lineage: Eukaryota; Viridiplantae; Streptophyta; Magnoliopsida; Brassicales; Brassicaceae.